Fusarium pseudograminearum CS3096 is the source of this 771-nucleotide messenger RNA. RefSeq lists its product as uncharacterized. The coding region runs from base 1 to 771 and encodes 256 amino acids. NCBI's taxonomy places the organism in Eukaryota, Fungi, Ascomycota, Sordariomycetes, Hypocreales, Nectriaceae. The transcript has a single exon. The record is from RefSeq and is a predicted model, not a curated record.
AUGACAGGCAAGCCCUCCCUUGUCUUUGUCCCCGGAGCAUGGCAUACUACCGAAUACUGGGGCAAAGUAGUAUCAGCCAUGGAAGCUCAGGACUAUAAAUGCAUACCAGUCACACUCCCAACCACACAAUCAACAAGCACCUCGGUCAACUUCUCUACUGAUGUCAACGCCGUUCGCGAGGCCAUCAUGGCAGAGACCACCAAGGAACAGGAUGUUGUUAUCUUGGCCCAUUCCUAUGGUGGCGCUGUCGGUGCUAGUGCCAUCAAGGGCUUGUCACGGAAGAAUUCAGAAUCCAACAAAGGCAAUGGCCAUGUUAUCGGUCUUUUCUUGAUCGGAACGGGUUUUGCCGCUCCUGGAAUGACCUUCCUAGAAGCUAUCGGUGGCAAGCCUCCACCAUUGUGGGCUGCCGACUAUGAGAACAAUACGAUGCCCCUCCAACUCGACCCAAUCGAAAUGUUUUACCACGACCUCCCCGAGGACGAAGCAAAGUACUGGGUGGGAAAGCUCACCGAUCAGGCGUUGACGUCUGUGACUGACGGAUACGAAGUCGCGUAUGCAGGGUGGAAAGAUGUGCCUGUGUGGUACAUUAUCCUUGGAGAGGACAGGAAUCUACCAGUGGAGGUACAGAAGAUGUUUGCGCAGUCUGCGGAAACGGCUGGAGCCGAUUUAGUUGUGCGCGAGAUUAUGAGUAGUCAUUCUCCAAUGUUGAGUAAGCCCGAUGACACUGUCAAGGCUCUGGAGGAUGCGAUUGCAGCGUUUAACAGUAAAUAA